CGCUUGAUGUAAUUAAGUAGAAUGCGUAUAUCUGCUUUAGGUCACACCUCAUGACGUACAUUUCACUUCUCUUGCCAGUUUGUUCUUCGGAUUGACCUUUUUUAGUCACCGAGUGACUCUGCUCCUUAAAAGUUAUGGCCGGACGUUUCCCGUCCCUGGCAAAAGAGAACCUUCGAACUAUUCUUCCUCUCCAGAUAUACCAGUCCCAGAACCAACACCAUUGAUGAUCACCCCAGAGUAGGUGAGAACCUAUGAUAGGCCGUGGAGGCCCUUCAGACGGCCACGUUAUCAAACCAUGAGUAUUUUCAAACUAGACAUAAAUCACUAGUUGGAUAUGGACAGGUACUACUGGCACUAUCUCGAAAAGAAAAAGAGAAUCUUCCACGAGUACGGGGACACAAAUAUUGCCUCGUUACCAGAAUCCGAUGACGCCUGCUUGGAGUUGGUGGAAACCGUCCGCGCCCAUAUACUGAAGAGAUACCCCUUGUUGUUCCAGUCCAAUGAUGGUAUAAUCGUGUACAAUAACUUGACCGAUGAAGUUUUAGACAUGACUGAGUCGUUAAAGGAACAUCCGUUGAUCUAAGUCUCUAAUAUGGCCAAGGAGGAUUUCUUUAUGGUUCAGAAACGCCCGGAUGGCAUGUAUUACCUGGUAGCCGCAGAGGUUCCGUUCCCAGGAGGCCUGUUUG
Molecule: messenger RNA, 686 nt
Organism: Babjeviella inositovora NRRL Y-12698
Lineage: Eukaryota; Fungi; Ascomycota; Pichiomycetes; Serinales
Exons: 1
Coding region: 335-583 (82 amino acids)
Source: RefSeq, a predicted model, not a curated record